AUGGCGAACAACAACACUUCAUACUCUCCAGCUUCGGCGAAAGUCCUGAGCGUAGACACAAUGCCGACAGAUGAGGCCAAAUGGAUAAGAUUGAACAGAAUCAAGUGGCAAGAUCCUUCGGGCAAGGAAAGAAUUUGGGAGACUGCAGAAAGACAGACACGGGGGAAGAACAGCACCGUCGACGCAGUGGGAGUAGUCGCGAUCCUCAAUGAUCCAAAAUCCUCAUCGGGCCCAUCGAUGCUUUUGCAGAAGCAGUUCCGUCCUCCAAUAGACAAAGUCACAAUCGAAGUGCCUUCCGGACUGAUCGAUGAAGGAGAGAGUCCAGGUGACUCGGCUGUUCGCGAGCUGAAGGAAGAGACUGGAUAUAUCGGAACUCUCCCGAAGGAUGCUAAAGCAGCAGAGGGAUUUGUGAUGUUCAACGAUCCAGGCUUCUGUAACACCAACACAAAAAUGAUCUUCGUAGAGGUUGAUAUGAAUGACCCCAGGAAUCAAAACCCUCAGCCAGAACUAGAGGAUAGCGAGUACAUUGAGUCGUUCACGAUACCGCUCGAUAACAUGUGGAAUGAGCUUGAGAAGCUUGAACAGGAGGGAUAUGCCAUAGACGCGAGGGUUGGUACACUUGCUCAGGGCAUGGAGAUUGCCAAAAAAUGGAAAGAGGCAAUGACAAGGCCUGCUUGA
Lithohypha guttulata is the source of this 678-nucleotide messenger RNA. RefSeq names its product ADP-ribose diphosphatase (gene YSA1). The record is from RefSeq and is a predicted model, not a curated record. Gene Ontology annotation, cellular component: nucleus; cytosol. The coding region runs from base 1 to 678 and encodes 225 amino acids. Gene Ontology annotation, molecular function: ADP-ribose diphosphatase activity. Gene Ontology annotation, biological process: ribose phosphate metabolic process; nucleoside phosphate metabolic process. The transcript is spliced from 3 exons. NCBI's taxonomy places the organism in Eukaryota, Fungi, Ascomycota, Eurotiomycetes, Chaetothyriales, Trichomeriaceae.